AUGGGGUAUUCCAAAAUUAUAGGAGCAGCAUUAUUGAUAUUGCUCUUUGUUGAUCUUGCUUUUGCUGCAAGAUUUUAUGGCGCAAGAGGAGGCGGUGGAGGUGGCGGAGGUGGAGGAGGAGGUGGUGGUGGUGGAGGGUCAGCCUUGGGUGCAGGUUCAGGUUAUGGUUCAGGGUAUGGCUCUGGGGAAGGCUCUGGAUAUGGUGAGGCUGAUGGAGUGUUUGGAAGUGGCGGAGGUGGUGGAGGUGGCGGAGGAGGCGGUGGUGGUGGUGGCGGUGGAGCAAACUCGGGAAGGGGUAGUGGCUCUGGAUAUGGCUCAGGGUAUGGAUCGGGUGGAGGAAUAGGAAGGGGUGGUGGAGGCGGAGGCGGAGGUGGCCAAGGCGGUGGCGGUGGUGGUGGCAGUAGCUCAGGAAAUGGUUCAGGAUAUGGUUCAGGUAGUGGUAGUGGUUCUGGUUAUGGAAGUGGUGGUGGAAGAGGAGGAGGCGGUGGUGGUGGAGGAGGAGGUGGCGGAGGAAGAGGUAGCAGCAGCGGCAAUGGUUCAGGCUAUGGUAGUGGCUCAGGGUAUGGAUCAGGGUCUGGAGGCGAUGAACCUUGA
Molecule: messenger RNA, 594 nt
Organism: Nicotiana tabacum (common tobacco)
Lineage: Eukaryota; Viridiplantae; Streptophyta; Magnoliopsida; Solanales; Solanaceae
Source: RefSeq, a predicted model, not a curated record